Messenger RNA from Coniosporium apollinis CBS 100218, 1326 nucleotides. RefSeq lists its product as uncharacterized. The record is from RefSeq and is a predicted model, not a curated record. The transcript is spliced from 4 exons. Gene Ontology annotation, cellular component: plasma membrane. The coding region runs from base 1 to 1326 and encodes 441 amino acids. Gene Ontology annotation, biological process: zinc ion transmembrane transport. Gene Ontology annotation, molecular function: zinc ion transmembrane transporter activity. Lineage: Eukaryota; Fungi; Ascomycota; Dothideomycetes.
AUGAGCACUCGUGACGGGGAGCUCCCCUCUACCGGACAUCCAGCAUCAUGGGUAGAGAUACCAACCGCUCUUCUCCGAGCAGAGCUCCUGCGGCGAGAAGACAGCCCCGAUAGACAAACAUGCGGUUCAAAGGACGGCAAAGCGUCAUACAAUACCCCCUUACACUUCGCAGCACUCGUUAUAAUUCUUGUUCUCAGUACAUUUGCAUGUUCCUUCCCCAUCAUUGUCCGCCGCUUCCCACGCCUCCCAGUCCCCCACCACCUUCUCUUCCUCUCGCGACACUUCGGGACAGGUGUCCUCAUAGCUACGGCCUUUGUGCACCUCCUCCCGACAGCCUUCGUGUCGCUAACCGACCCAUGUCUCCCACCAUUCUGGAACCAGGGCUACCCAGCCAUGGCCGGCCUCAUCGCUAUGACCUCGGUCCUGAUCGUCGUCGGAGUAGAGAUGUUCUUCGCCACGAAAGGCGGCGGUCACGUCCACGGCAGCGACUUUGACACUCCUUUAGAAGAAGGCACACACAACCACGGCCCACAGCCCAUCGCACUAGGCGAAAUCUCCAUACCAGCCGCCAACUACAGCGACGAAAUCACGCCCGCCGCACCUACCCAGCAUCCGCGCAACAAAUCCAAGACCCGCACCGACUCCGACUCCGACUCCUCAUCCGACCUCGACCUGUCCGACGCCGAGCUCGAGACCCAGCGCGCCUCACGAGCUCUCAUGAACGACCACCUGCGCGGCCAACUCAGCAACCACGGCUCCGGCUCGCUCACGCCCUCGAGCCCGCGCUCCCCCCUCCCCGCGGCGCACACCCACAUGCUCACCGACGACGAGAAGCAGAAGAAGCUCCUGCUGCAAUGCCUCCUCCUCGAAGCCGGCAUCCUCUUCCACAGCAUCUUCAUCGGGAUGGCGCUCUCCGUCGCGACGGGGACGCCCUUCAUCGUGCUGCUGAUCGCCAUCUCCUUCCACCAGACCUUCGAAGGGCUGGCGCUCGGCAGCCGCAUCUCGGCCCUCUCGUUCCCGGCCAACUCGCCCAAGCCGUGGCUCAUGGCCCUCGCGUACGGCACCACCACGCCCAUUGGCCAGGCGUUGGGAUUGGCGAUCCAUACGCUGUAUGACCCCCAGAGCCAGACGGGGCUGCUGACGGUCGGGGUCAUGAAUGCGGUUAGUAGCGGGUUGUUGCUGUUUGCGGGACUGGUGGAACUGCUGGCGGAGGACUUUUUGAGCGAUGAGAGUUAUGUGAAACUGAGAGGGCGGAAGAGGAUGGAGGCAUGUGGGGCGGUGGUUGGGGGCGCGGCGUUGAUGGCGCUUGUGGGGGCCUGGGCGUAG